AAUUUCUCAUUCUUCCAACCUUGAAGUUACCGACCAGCACCCACAACCACAACCAUGAUCACCGACCUAGAAACUAGCUCCUGACAGACUAUUAGCUAGACCAGCACUUAGUUGGCCACGUAAGGUAGGUCGUCGUAGUUAUUUGCCGGUUUGCCGGUCUUAGUUGCUGAUCGCUGCGGCUGUGUAAUCCGUAGCUUACGACAGCAUGGGUGCUGCCUUAUCGUCCAUGCUGGCGACUCCCACGUCGCUUCUGACGGUCGCAGUCCUCGCAGCUGUCGCGUGGGUCGUCGUCAAGAUUCUCUCGCAGUCAAAAGUCCCACGAAUCUUCGUCGACACUUCGUACAUCACGGAGAAGCAGAGGGAGAGCAAAACCAACAGAUAUAUCUAUUUUCCCCGCGGGGAGGGAUCAGCAGGCGACAGGGUGCAGUGCUACGACCCUGCUACUCUGCAUUACUUGGGAUUCUCUCCCGCGCUGAAGCCGUCUGAUGUAAAGGAGCAUGUGGCCAGAGCACGCCAGGCGCAGCAGCAGUGGGCUCAUUCCAGCUUUGAGCAGAGGAGGCAGUUCCUGAGGGUGCUGCUGCGAUACGUGGUGGAGAACCAGGACCUCAUCUGCAGAGUGUCAGCCCGUGAGUCAGGCAAAGUGCUGGUGGAUGCUGGUUUUGGCGAGAUUCUGACAACUUGUGAGAAGAUAGCGUGGCUGCUCAGUGAGGGGGAGAGGUGGCUCAAACCCGAGUACAGGUCCGUGGGUCGCACCAUGCUGCACAAGACAGCCAGAGUGGAGUUUGAGCCAGCGGGGGUGAUCGGCGCCAUAGUGCCGUGGAACUACCCCUUUCACAACGUGCUCAACCCCGUUUUAUCGGCAGUCUUUUCAGGCAACGCUGCUGUGAUCAAGGUAUCAGAGCACGCCAGUUGGGGAGCGCACUAUUACUUGGACAUCAUUCGAACGGCUCUCAAAGCCGUGGGGGCGCCUCCUGAGCUUGUGCAUGUGGUCACGGGGUUUGGUUCCACGGGGUCGGCUCUCGUCCAAUCAGGCGUCGACCGGCUCAUCUUUGUGGGGUCCACUGCUGUAGGCAGGAAGGUGCUGGAGGCAUCUGCAGUGAACCUCACCCCAACGGUGUUGGAGUUGGGGGGGAAGGACGCGUUCAUUGUGUGCGAUGAUGCAGACCUGACGCAGGUUGUACCUAUCGCCCUGAGAGCCGUCUUUCAGUGCAGCGGGCAGAACUGCAUUGGAGCGGAGCGCUUCUUUGUGCAUGCUGGCAUCUACGAGCAGUUUGUGGGGGAGGUGGUAUCUGUGGCGCGGCAGAUGCGAUUGGGCUACCCCUUGGCUGAUGAGCUGGUGGAGGAAGGACGGGACGAGAUGAGCGGGGGGGAAGAGGUGCCUCUGUUGCAGCAGCAGCAGCAGCAGAAGCAGCAGCAGCAGCAGCAGCAGCAGGAGCUGCAGGAAGGGACAGGAGAGGGAGGAGCGAACAAGGGUGGGAAGGACAGGGCAAGGAUUGAGGGGAAGGGAGAGGGAGGAGGAAGUGAUAGUGGCGGGGGGAGAGCAGCAGAGGGAGAGAAAAGGGGAGGAGUGGGGGGGGAUUCCGGGUCCACGUCAGCAGAGGGGGUUGCUGACAUGGGCGCGAUCUGCAUGCCACAUCACGUGCAGCGGCUGCAGCGAUUGGUGGAUGAUGCUGUGGCGCAGGGAGCUAAGGUGCUGGUGGGGGGGAGGAUACCACUGGGAAGCUGCGAGGAUCUCAGCUGCAGCCCCAGGGAGGGCGUUUCUGGGGGAGGCGCUUUUGGGGAAGCAGUCUCAGAAGCAAGGGGAGAAGAUCCAGGGUCAACAGGAGCAUCAGCUGUAGCUGCAGGAGGGGAAGGACCAGUAGCAGCAGCAGCAGCAGCUGCUCUAGGUCUUCCCUUGGCCUCUUCUUCCUCCUGCCGCCCGUCCCUAGGAGGCCAGUUCUAUCCCCCAACCAUCCUCGUUAAUGUGCGCCCCGCUAUGCGCAUACUGCACGAGGAGGUGUUUGGCCCCAUAAUGUGCAUAGUGAAAGUGGAGAGCGAUGACGAGGCGAUAGCUGCUGCGAAUGAUUGUCCGUUUGGGCUCGGGUGCUCGGUGUUCUCGGGGGAUAGGAGGCGGGCUACGGCCAUCGGGUCUGCAGUGAAGUGUGGGAUGGUGGCGCUGAAUGACUUCGGCAGCACAUAUAUGUGCCAGUCGCUGCCAUUUGGCGGGGUGAAGGAGAGUGGUUUUGGUCGGUUUGCAGGGGUGGAAGGGCUGAGAGGGUGCUGUAACGAGAAGGCUGUUGUGGAGGAUAGAUUCUUCUCCCUGAUCAAGACCAACAUUCCUCCGCCUCUUCAGUACCCCCUGGCCCCCAACGCAGUGCCGUUCCAGCAGGCCCUGGUGCGCAUGUUCUUUGCCCACACCCUCCUGGCCCAGCUCUCUGGCCUCUUCCACCUGCUGCUGGAGCUGCUGCGCUCACCGAGAAGGCCACCAAGCCAAACGUUUGUUGCUGCCGGCACUGCAGGUUCGGCUGCACCGCAGAAGACAAAUGAGAGGCCACACAUCGAAUAGGAAGAGUUUUUGUGUAGAUGGCACUGGUCCUCAGCUCUCUGGCCUCUGGCUGGCCUCUUCCACCUGCUGCUGGAGCUGCUGCGCCUGCGCUCUCGCAAUAGACCUCCAAGCCAGAUGUCUGUUGCUGGUACUGCAGCUUCGGCUGCAGUGCGAAAGACAAGUGAGGGGCCGCACAUCGAAUACGGUAGGUGUUUUUGAUGUAGAUGGCUCUGGGAAUCUUGGUUUCUCAAGGUUCAGAUGCUUCUAGAUGGUGUAUUGAUGAUCUACAGCACCUUACCGGUAGUUCACCUUGACCAAUUUUGACGGAAAGUGAAAGCAGUUCUGUUCUCCAAGCGUGCAUUGCAGUACUGCUAGCUUUUGUUCCAGACUUGAUACC
Closterium sp. NIES-67 is the source of this 2921-nucleotide messenger RNA. The record is from the annotation of a GenBank genome assembly. Lineage: Eukaryota; Viridiplantae; Streptophyta; Zygnematophyceae; Desmidiales; Closteriaceae.